This is a messenger RNA of Clarias gariepinus (North African catfish), 785 nucleotides long. RefSeq names its product nudix (nucleoside diphosphate linked moiety X)-type motif 2 (gene nudt2). The transcript has 3 exons. The coding region runs from base 137 to 583 and encodes 148 amino acids. Lineage: Eukaryota; Metazoa; Chordata; Actinopteri; Siluriformes; Clariidae. Gene Ontology annotation, biological process: ATP biosynthetic process; AMP biosynthetic process. The record is from RefSeq and is a predicted model, not a curated record. Gene Ontology annotation, molecular function: bis(5'-nucleosyl)-tetraphosphatase (asymmetrical) activity.
UCAGUCUGGGUGCUUCAGAUAUAAUAAGGCGAGGCGACUUUGACGUAAGUAAACAAUUAUAUUUCGUGAAUGAAUCUUAUCUAAGGGCACCAAAUCUCCAGGGGAAACAAAUUAACCAUGUGUUUUGUUAAAGAUCAUGGCACUCCGAGCUUGCGGCUUUAUAAUAUUUCGCCGCCUGGCACAACCUCCUUUCCCAAACAACAUCGAGUACCUUCUUCUGCAAACCUCAUACGGAGAACACCACUGGACCCCACCCAAAGGCCAUGUUGACCCUGGAGAAGACGACCUGACCACCGCGUGGAGAGAGACUCAGGAGGAGGCAGGUCUGGGCGAAGAGCAACUCCGUGUCGUCGAUGGAUUUCUACAGAGAUUGCAUUAUCAGGUGCGGGGUAAGGAGAAGGAGGUCCUGUAUUGGCUGGCUGAGCUCCGUGAGCCUGGUAUAAAGGUCAAACUGUCAGACGAGCACCAGGAUUACCGCUGGGCCAAGCUAGACGAGGCGUGCAGACUCGCGAAGUAUACGGAUCUCCAAGACACUCUUAAACACGUACAGCACUUUUUGGAGAAGGCAGAACACAAACAGUGACUCCAAAUUUGUUGCACUCAUGGGAUAUAAUGUGUUCUCAGAAACUGUGUAUAUUAAAUAUGCCAUAGACUUUUUUUAAUUUGCAUUUACAAUUAUUCACACAAAUUAUAAGUCAUUUAUGUGCUAUAACCCAUAAAUCAUAGUGAUACAGUGUGGUAAAGGUCCAUAUGCUAAAGAAAUCGAAUAAAAAUGAUUGAACUUG